This is a messenger RNA of Chondrus crispus (carragheen), 165 nucleotides long. The record is from the annotation of a RefSeq genome assembly. NCBI's taxonomy places the organism in Eukaryota, Rhodophyta, Florideophyceae, Gigartinales, Gigartinaceae.
AUGGCUGUUCCUAAAAAACGCACAUCCAAAUCCAAAUCCAAUUCAAGAAAAGCUCAAUGGAAACGCAAAUGUUAUAUUAAUGCUCAAAAAGCUCUUUCCCUAGGUAAAUCAGUUUUAACAGGAAAAUCUAAUAGCUUUAUAUACACAAAGAGUAAUAUUAAUUAA